Messenger RNA from Trachymyrmex cornetzi, 633 nucleotides. RefSeq lists its product as uncharacterized. The record is from RefSeq and is a predicted model, not a curated record. Lineage: Eukaryota; Metazoa; Arthropoda; Insecta; Hymenoptera; Formicidae. The coding region runs from base 1 to 633 and encodes 210 amino acids. The transcript is spliced from 2 exons.
AUGUCAAAAAUACGUAUUCUCGAUGCCAGUUUACUCGUAAAAAGAGUAAAAAUAAGUCCGGCUGUGCUACUCGCACACGCUAGAAUGCUGAGUAAAACUACCGCUAAGUAUCCCCUUACGAGAGUCGAAGUUAAAACAUUCACGAUACACGCCGACGUCGUGGAGGAAUCGAUAGAUAAUGCAAUACUCGGACAGCUGCCGAAACGAAUAAUAAUUGGAUUUGUCGAUAACAAGGCGUUUAACGAAUUACAGAAUUUCUUUUCGCUGUACGCUGAUGGCAUGCAAAUUCCCAGUAGGCCGUUACAGCCAAAUUUUUCGAAAGACGUGCCGCUCUACGUUAAAGCUUAUCACACAAUAUUCUCGGGAACUGGCAUUCACUUUCUGAACGAGGGUAAUUCUAUAAGCAGAGAUGAUUACGCCAAUGGCUACACUCUUUUCACUUUCGAUCUUACUCCGGAUCUAUCCGCUAAUUGUGCAGGACAUUGGAAUCUUGUGAAACACGGAAGCUUACGAUUAGAAGUGAGAUUCGAAAAAGCUCUUUCCGUGACUAUUAAUUGUAUCGUCUAUGCAGAGUUCGAUAACAUUUUAGAAAUCGAUUCCUCGCGUCAAGUCAUUGUCGACUUUUCCGGUUAG